ACAAAAACGACAGUUUAAAACCAAUCCCAGAAAAAAUUGGAAACGCAGAAAAGCCUUCAAACACAAAUAUGAAGGCUUUACAGACCGAUUUCGGCCUGACCGUCUGUCUUCGAGUGGUUUACACCAAGGACAUCUAUACGGAUUCGAUCCAGGUCACAGGUCCACCUGUAGAUCAGUUUGAAGUAGUGUCGACGUAUUUUGGACCAUCUGAUCCACGUCGUGUAGAAACAUCUGGAAUACAAAAUUUCGAAGGAUAUUCCACGAGAAUCAUAUCAGAUCCAUUACUGAGUAAUGAACCAUUGUUUGAAGAUCGAGGAAGACCUAGUUCAACAGAGAUAUUAGAUGAGCAAUUCGAAACACCGUCUUGGUAUUACGGACCGCGUAUUUCCAAUGGAUUCGAACCGUCGUCAGUGGAUGAAGAGCAUAUUAAGAAUCAGGAUACAUUACCUAUAAGAGCUGUUCGUUUUGGGAAUAUUGACAUAAUACCAGACGCCAGGUCAUUCAACAAAGAUAUUCAGCCUGAUGCAAAACUGGACGAUUAUACUAAUAUGCAUAUAACUGAAUUUGCAAUGUUACCUCAAUCGACGAUACAUGAAAAUGAUGAGAGAAAAGAUUUUUCUGGAUAUUCCAACUUUGAUGUGAUGAUGCCACACACAAAUGCCGACACUGAACAACUUAUUGCCACUGACAAAUAUCAGAAAAGAACACCCGUGUAUGGGUUUUCUAAUGAAAUAUUCCAAAAUUAUCAGCAGACCCCAAUACUUCGUCUACAAGAAAAUGAGUCACAGAAUCAGUUUUACUUCGCGUACGACGAAAGUCGGACACAAGACCAUCCCUUGCCCACUACUGACGAAGCGUUGUACAUUGCCGAUGACUACGAUCCUAAAGUGGACAAAAGUACAACAAACGUAAAUAACGGUUUACCCAAUAUGGAACCCCUGUACGCCCACCACUCGCAAGAUCGCCAGUAUCAGGUCGGUGAAGGUCGGAUGUGGGGAGGAGGCCUCAAUAAUUCACAGCUAUUUGGCCUAGGUGGUAGUACCAAUGACCACUCUCAAACACAUAGUACCAAUGACAACUCCCUAACACAGCCUUCGUACAUAUAUCUGUCUGGUGUGUCGAACAAUAGCUUUACUGAGGAUGGUGAUCUGUCGCUCGACUCAAGGGGACAAACUAACUAUGAUAGACAAAUUGGAACGAAGAGAUCAAACGGACAUGUUCAGAACUACGAUAACAACAUUACAAUGUCUGAAAUGUCUAGUACCCAGCAGUCGAGACUAGAUAAACAUCCAGUAGACUACACAGAAAUACAACAUUCGGGACAACCGAUUAGGCCAAGUCGUCAACCAGUACAGAUUAUAGGCCUUGGACACGAUUAUGAAAUAGUGGAAACUAGAUUCCCAUCAUAUGAUCUCGGAUAUCCGCUUGACAACCAUGGAACUAAUCCCCCUAUUGUGAUUUCCCAUGUUCCACAAGAGCAGCCUAAUAAUCCGUAUAUGCCAGUUCAGGAUUUGUCUACACACAACUUAAGAAUUGAGGGCGUUGAAGAAAAUGAAUCAAGUACAGAGGCUGGCCCAGUGAUUGGUCAAGAUCAGCUGACCGACAGACAGCACAAGAGUAAUUCAGGCCGCUACAGCCAGUAUUUGACCAGUUCUAAAAUCCAACAGUCACAGACCAACAGACACCCACAGUUCCAUACAAAUAUGGAGGUGUUUGCUGGACAGUUUGAAAAUGUAGCCAAGAUGAGUCGUCUUGCUCCUUCCUCUGGGGGGAGCAAGUCAGAGAAAGCCCCACCCCCUGUGAAGGUUCGUCCAGUGUACUACAGCCCUGGACCUGACGCUCCGACGUACAGGCACAGUGAGUCAGACUCCAGGUCAGACGCUAGCACCCCUCGACCACCACGACCACGAGGGGACAGACCAAUGUCAGGCAGGGAGGGGCAAAGAGUGUUUUACAGGGCACCAUUCACCGGUGAGCCCCCUGGUAAGGUGGACGAACACUCCAUAGAAGAUAAAGCAGGACUGGAAAAGUGGAGAAACAAACAACGACAGCGGGAAUUCAAACAGAAGCUGUCAAAGGAGGAGAUGGAUGAUGACAGGAAGGAAAACCGACGAAGACGGAUCCUGACUCGACGACAGAGAGACCAACUCUAUCGUGGGUACAAUGAUGACUUGUACGAUGCUUAUUCUGACAUAGAGGCAAGAUAUGGCUACAGACACUACGCCUCAUCUCGGAGUGGAUACUCAACACCAGGUGGCAGUUGUCAUUCUGAGGGAAGCAGUUACUCUAGGGGAUUAAUGGAUGAAAGAAAUCUUGGACGUAGUAUGAGGGCAGCUCCCCGUCAUGUCCGGCCAGCCAGGACAAGUUCACGACCAGCCUCCGCCUCGAAGGAUAAGGACCUCAUAGAAAUGCUUAAUAGACAACAGCAUAUGAUGCUUCAACAACGAGAACAACGACAUCGAUUCCUGGAAGAACAGAAAAUCAAACAACAUGCUCAGCAGGUGGUAAAUCGAGCUCUUCUCCACGACAGCUUUGAUGAACGUAAACUAGAUAAUAAGGACACAAAAGAAAUGAAACAAUUACUUAACGAUGCAUUCCCAUUGGCUGGAAAUACACACAAACAUUUAUUAUCAUCCAAUGGGAUUGCAGAUGAGGAGAGAAAGUCUGCUGGGGGAGACGUUACCCCUACUAAUUAUGCGUAUCAGUCGCAGAUGGACGAUGUAUCUAGUAAGGACAAGUCUGAUUCAAACACACCCACAUCAGCACUCAACCAAUUAAUGACUGAGGGGCGGGUCUCUCAUCAAUCAUCACGGAAAAACAGUUCUCAGGCCGACAAUGGAGAUUUCUUUGAUACAGGUAGAAAAGACUUCCCUGAGGAUGAUGCUGAAAAGGCACAGGUCAACGAGGAAAAGGUUCAACAGGAAAGUGAAGGGAAAUAUAUGCAAGCCAUACGUGAUGAGCUCCAACGUUUGAAUACCUCAUAGGAAAGCUAGCCAAUGUUGAAAUGUGAUAAGUGGAAAAUUCAAAAAGAUGGCUGUUAAUGUCAUACCAAUUUGUCUUGUCCCAUUUCUAUUUUCUGUCUCCAAAUUACAUCCCAAGUACUAAUCUGGUGUUCUAAUCAUUUGUUUUGUAUAACUGUAAAACCAGUAUAGUCUAUUGCCACAGAUUUUUUUUUAUUAUUGUGAAUAGCCAAAUAACUGUUUCUGUUUAUUUUAUAAAAGAAAGGAAAAACUCUGACAAGUGUGAAAAGUGUUGAUGAGAGUCAUGACGUAUCCUAAUGAACUUAAUGAGAAAGCUAUAUAUACAUAGCUUUUCAAUGAUUGAAGAGUUGGUUAUGAUGGCAAUGGAAGAAACUGUCACACCUUAGAAAUACCUUGCUCAACGAAUGGACAUGAUUGUGAAUGUAUGAACAGUUUGGUGUAUCCAUAAUCCACCUUAUUAAACAGUGCACAUUGAGAAUAAUGCCAAUGUGUGAUCCUACUCCCGGACAGAAUGUGGAAUAUUGUGCUCCACCUCCCAGACAGAAUGUGGAAUGGUGUAAUCCACGUUCCCACACAAAACGGAAUGGUGUAAUCCACCCUCCCACACAAAGCGGAAUGGUGUAAUCCACCUUCACACACAAAACGGAAUGGUGUAAUCCACCCUCCCACACAAUGUGGAAUGGUGUAAUCCAUCUUCCCACACAAAGCGGAAUGGUGUAAUCCACCUUCCCACACAAUGUAGAAUGGUGUAAUCCACCGUCCCACAGUUCAAAUGAAUUCCACAUUCACCAGUGUCACCUGAUAGAGUGGUGUAGGUAUCAAGGGUGACUUAUUAGGGGUCUCUGAUCCAUGUUUUUCUGUGAUAUUUGUGUGUAAUUUAUCUCCGUGUGUAGAUGUGUAUGUGUGUGUGUUAAUUAACUGUGCAGGAAACAUGCAUAUUUAAAUAUUCGAAACUGUCUCAUAAACUGUUAGAAAGAUAUGACCUUGUAUGUUAAAAUAGUAAAAUCAUUUAACCGACAUAUUGUUACAAACAUUGCACGUAAAAAUCUCUAUAUUAAUAUACAUGUAUUAGGUUUACUUGAAAGAACAUCUUAACUUAUUGUAUCUGUUGACUGAUCAUGUUAUUUUCCUUCACUUUUGUUUUACUUGUAAAUUGUGGAGAUUCUAUAACAUCAGGUGUUUUUUUUUACCUGUAUUCAUUUACUUAAUUUGCAGUAUUUGUAGUUUUUAUCAAUUUGUCUACGAGGCUUAUUUUAAUGUAUCCAUCAGUUUCUGUAUUAGUGCUAUUAAAAUUCCAUGGUAACAAGUUGAUUCCAACCAGAAGUGUGCAGAUACAAGCUUCUAAAUGUUAUGGACAUUCAUGAAUGGCAUGUCUUCAAAACUCUUACCGUGGUCAACUAUUCUGCAAUCAAAUGAGAUUUUCUCCUGUUGAAUAUUCAUUAGAUAGAUGUUUUGUACUGUAGAAUUUUAUAACUUGUAUAUAAUCAGAAUAUUUUUUUAUUAAUUGAUUAACUCCAAAAUGGCGUGUUUACCAUAAAAUAACAUUAGAUAAAGUGAUUUGCAUACACCAUACCCAAAUUACAGUCUCGUAUUGUUGAUCACAGUUGAUGUCAAUCUAUAAAUUGUCUUAUGCAACAGUACAACUUGUGUAAGUAUCGUCCUCUGAGAGUUAUCUCCCCUUCAAUAUCUAAAUUAGUGUGAUUCACAUUUCAAAUGUAUUCCAAUUAUGAAAACUGAGGAAGUGAUGGUGAUAUUGUUUCUUAUAGUCAAGAGAACUCUUUUGCAAUUAGAGUUAUACAAGUAGUGUUUACAUUUAAAUGUGUUGAAUAGGGGCUAGAUGUUAAUUGAUUUCUAUUUACUCAUGUAUAAAGCAGCUGUAUGAUCUGUUUAUAAACUCUGUUAGUUCAGCUUACUAAACUUUUGUCAGCAGUUUUACUGGUAUAGCAAGAUCAUCAUAUUAUUAUGUUUCAGUAAAUAGUUUGAUAGAAUUAAGAUUGUAUGGUAAAGGGUGAAGGUAUCAUACUCCUGUAAGAUUGAUGUAUACAUUAAGUGUAUAUAUAUACCACUACAAAGAAAAUUCAAUUUUAUACAUUGUAAAACUCUUUCUCAUACUGCUUAAACAUUUAUUGAAAUUUCACUAAUUGAAUACUGCAUUAAUUAGUAUUGCUUUAAAGCAAAAUUCCUAUCCUUUAGAUAUUCUCCAAUGAUACUCCAGCUUUUAAAAUGGUUCUUGAUAUAGGAUCAAGGUAUCAAAGAAAAAAAUUGUCACAUCAAUGAAUUUGUAAAUUUUUUGUUCACAUCAUUGACUAAAUAAACAGAACAGCUCAGAACUGCCCAACUUCAUUACAGGUGUAACAAUGGGCUGUACAGAUUCAUGUCCAUGUCUCUGGUCUCAAUACAAUAUAUAGUUACACUGUAAUGUCCCUACAAAGAAAGCAUUGACCUUGAUAAAAUUCCUCACAAACUUCCUAGAGCUGGAUCUGCUUGCUAAGUGUACAAGAUUUAAGGGACCAAAAUCGGAUCUUCACAUAGUACACAGUACAAUAGUCCAGUUAUUUUUACUGGUUUAUAAAGUUUGGUUUAAAGAGAAGGAAGAGUGAUGGUAGUCAGUUUGCAGGUGAAGCUUUAAACCAAGUCAUAAUCUUAUAGUAUGUAAUGUACUUAUCAAUGGUAGCUGAAGCUACUGGUACGAAUAACAUCAUGAAUUCUGUCUCAUCGUCAGUUAUAUCCAGAUUUUGCACACUGUUCCUUCUGCAUAGAUUUUACAAUAAAAAGCUUCUCAAAGAU
Messenger RNA from Pecten maximus, 5768 nucleotides. RefSeq lists its product as uncharacterized. The record is from RefSeq and is a predicted model, not a curated record. The transcript is spliced from 9 exons. NCBI's taxonomy places the organism in Eukaryota, Metazoa, Mollusca, Bivalvia, Pectinida, Pectinidae. The coding region runs from base 69 to 2984 and encodes 971 amino acids.